Messenger RNA from Erinaceus europaeus (western European hedgehog), 1613 nucleotides. RefSeq names its product phosphatidylinositol glycan anchor biosynthesis class C (gene PIGC). Gene Ontology annotation, biological process: GPI anchor biosynthetic process. NCBI's taxonomy places the organism in Eukaryota, Metazoa, Chordata, Mammalia, Eulipotyphla, Erinaceidae. The transcript is spliced from 2 exons. The record is from RefSeq and is a predicted model, not a curated record. Gene Ontology annotation, cellular component: membrane; glycosylphosphatidylinositol-N-acetylglucosaminyltransferase (GPI-GnT) complex. The coding region runs from base 464 to 1357 and encodes 297 amino acids.
CCGGGCUGGAGACCCGGAAGUGCUCGCCGAGCAUGACCCCGGCGCCCGAAUGGGAAAGGAGGUAGCCGCUUUCCGGGAGCGCCCCAGCUGGCACAGAAUUUCCAAGUUGGAGCCCUUUUAUCAUGAUGAAGCGGCCAGAACAUGGAUGGCGCACAGCCUCGGAGUAAACUGAGUUGGUUUGAUGUUUAAUUCAGUCGUGCCCUUGACAUUUUCACGACCAUCCUGGGUUCAUAGUAUCUCUCUCUGGGAACUUGUUGGCCUGGCUUGGCCCUAGAACAUGCUCCAUUGCUGCAUGCUGAACCUGGGCCACUGCUUAUGAACACGGGAAGGUCGGCUGCUGAACAGUGUGGUGUUUACAGAGCUCAGACCUACACACCUUAUAGAGAAUGAGACUUGCAUAUGUAGCAUGCCAAUGCCUUUCUGCACAGGCGACUGACCUGGCGUAGGCUCUAGGGGAAGAAGGAUGUGCGCUCAGCCUGGGACUGACACCCAGGGAGUCAGGUGGCAGAAGGUCCUGUAUGAGCGCCAGCCCUUCCCUGAUAACUACGUGGAUCGCCGCUUCCUGGAAGAUCUCCGUAAGAACAUCUAUGCCAGGAAGUACCAGUACUGGGCUGUGGUGUUUGAGUCCAGUGUGGUGGUUCAGCAGCUGUGUAGUGUCUGUGUGUUCGUGGUCAUCUGGUGGUAUAUGGACGAGGGCCUUCUGGCCCCCCAGUGGCUUUUUGGGACAGGCCUGGCCUCCUCCCUGAUUGGCUAUGUCCUGUUUGAUGUCAUCGAUGGAGGGGAGGGGCGCAAGAAGAGUGGGCGGACCCGGUGGGCUGACCUUAAGAGUGCACUGGUCUUCAUCACCUUUACCUACGGCUUCUCACCAGUGCUGAAGACCCUGACUGAGUCGGUGAGCACUGACACCAUCUAUGCCAUGGCGGUCUUCAUGCUCCUCGGCCACCUCAUCUUCUUCGACUAUGGGGCGAAUGCUGCCAUCGUGUCUAGCACACUGUCCCUAAACAUGGCCAUCUUUGCCUCUGUCUGCUUGGCCUCCCGCCUGCCCCGCUCCCUGCACGCCUUUGUCAUGGUGACAUUCGCCAUCCAGAUUUUUGCCCUAUGGCCUAUGCUGCAGAAGAAGCUGAAGGCCUGCACACCCUGCAGCUAUGUGGGGGUCACGCUGCUGUUCGCCUUCUCAGCCCUGGGAGGCCUGCUCUCCAUCAGCGCUGUGGGGGCCGUCCUCUUCGCCCUGCUGCUUGUGUCCAUCUCAUGCCUCUGCCCUUUCUACCUCAUCCGCCUGCAGCUCUUCAAAGAAAACAUUCAUGGGCCAUGGGAUGAAGCAGAAAUCAAAGAAGACUUGUCUAGGUUCCUUAGCUAGGCUAGAGCUCUCUGUUCUGUUAUUUGAGCAAGCAAGCAAGCAAGCAAACUCAGUGCCCAGCUAGUAUUAAGGUACAGUUCUAUUUUGGAAGCAGCUUGCUGGAGUGGGAGAACAGAGAUCCAAAGAAAAAACUAACCAAGGGAUUGAAUGGUGGAGGUGAAGUGCUUGCUCUUUGUUACUCUGUGGAUGAAAUUGCUUUCCUGAAUGCACAGUGACAAAGUGAGAUGAUCUCUUAUUUAUUAAAAAAUCAACACAA